Molecule: messenger RNA, 5194 nt
Organism: Paralichthys olivaceus (Japanese flounder)
Lineage: Eukaryota; Metazoa; Chordata; Actinopteri; Pleuronectiformes; Paralichthyidae
Product: glutamate receptor-interacting protein 2-like
Biological process (GO): neurotransmitter receptor transport, endosome to postsynaptic membrane
Molecular function (GO): protein binding
Source: RefSeq, a predicted model, not a curated record
AUGAACAUGUCAGCACGGCUAGUGUUUGGAAAGGGACAUCUCUCUCCCAAGCAGAUCUCCUUUGCCUUCCCUCAGACUGAUUCCCUGAGGAAAGGCAGCCGGUCCUCUGGAGGAAAGAAAAGGAUGUUCUCCUUUUCUCUCAGAUGUCGCCUGGGCAUCAUCAGAGGGAGAGAUGAAGGACCAUAUUCAAAGGGUAGCAAGGAGUCCGGGGGACCUGACCAAUCACAUUUGUCCAGGAGGCGCAGCCUUUCAGAGGAGUACCGAGGAGUGACCACGGUGGACCUGAUGAAAAGGGAAGGCAGCAGCCUCGGCCUCACCAUCUCCGGAGGGUCUGAUAAGGACGGCAAGCCCAGAGUGUCAAACCUACGGCCAGGUGGGCUAGCUGCCAGGAGCGACCAGCUGAAUGUAGGAGACUACAUCAAGUCAGUGAACGGCAUCAACCUGUCAAAGCUUCGCCAUGAUGAGAUUAUCAGCCUGCUGAAGAACAUCGGGGAGCGAGUCGUGCUGGAGGUGGAGUACGAGCUGCCUCCCUUCGUUCAGACCCCCGCAGGAGUCAUUACCAAAACCAUAGAGGUGUGUUUACACAAGGAGGGAAACAGCUUUGGGUUUGUCAUGAGAGGAGGCUUCCAUGAAGACUGGCGCAGGUCUCGUCCACUGGUGGUUACCUACGUCAGACCAGGGGGUCCUGCUGACAGAGAGGCCACUCUGAAGGCCGGGGACCGAGUAUUGAGCAUAGACGGGAUGCCUUUAAACAGAGAAAAGCACGCUGACGCUUUGACUAUGCUGAUGCAGAGCGGCCAGGAAGCUCUGUUCCUGAUUGAGUAUGACGUCUCUGUCAUGGAGGCGGUGCAGCAAGCCUCAGGCCCUCUGCUGGUGGAGAUAGUGAAGGGUCCCUCUGCCAGCCUGGGGAUCAGCCUCACCACAACAAUAUACAGGAGCAAACAAGUCAUUAUCAUCGACAAGAUAAAGGCAGCGAGUGUGGUGGAAAGGUGCGGAGCGCUGCAUGCAGGUGACAUCCUCCUGUCCAUAGAUGGGACCAGCACUGAGCACUGCUCCCUGAUGGAGGCCACGCAGCUACUUGCCAGCACCUCAGAUGUCGUCAAACUAGAGAUUCUUCCAGCGAGUCAGAGCAGACUUCCUGUCAGGCCACAGGACACAGUAAAAGUGCAGAAGAGCAACCAUCAUCACUGGGACCAAAGCAGCAACUACUGCCAUCCCCCACACGCCAGCCACAGCAAGACAUGGAGCAGCCCCAGCCACCCACACAACCAGCAAGACCACUGCAAAUCUCUGGUGAGUGGGGGCUUCUCCCCUUCCUCCACAGCCACCUCAGGCUUCAGCAGCCAGGGCAGCAACACACUGCCCUGCUCCAUCCCUCUGAUGGUUCCCAACAGCCCCCGCAGCUCGACCGGCAAGAGGAGGAACAGGAAGAAGGACCACAAGAGCUCACUGUCUCUGGCGUCCAGUUCUGUUGGCCCAGGGGGACAGAUUUUUCACGUGGAAACGAGCGAGGUCUUCCUGAGGGGGGAUCCGCUCACAGGUUUCGGGAUCCAGCUGCAGGGGGGUGUCUUUGCCACAGAAACCCUGUCUGCUCCCCCAGUCAUCCGCUUUAUUGAGCCUGACAGCCCGGCUGAGAGGUGUGGGCUGCUGCAGGUUGGAGACAGACUCUUGUCCAUCAACGGGAUCCUAACUGAAGAUGGCACUCUGGAGGAAGCUCAUCAGCUGCUCAGAGACUCGGCUCUGGCCAAUAAGGUCACGGUGGAGGUUGAGUUUGAUGUUGCAGAGUCGGUGGUUCCCAGCAGUGGCACCUUUCAUGUAAAACUACCCAAGAGGAGAGGAGUGGAGCUGGGCAUCACCAUCAGUGCAAGCAAGAAACCUGGCAAACCCCUCAUCAUCUCCGACAUCAGAAAAGGAAGUAUAGCACACAGAACAGGCACCCUGGAGCCCGGAGACAGGCUGCUGGCCAUCGACAGCGUGCGUCUGGAGAACUGCACCAUGGAGGACGCCAUGCACGUCCUUCGGCAGGCUGAGGACAUGGUCAAACUGCGGAUCCAGAAGGACGAGGACAACAUUGAUGAGUUGGAGAUGUCCGGCUCUAUAAUCUACACAGUGGAGCUGAAGAGAUACAAUGGACCACUGGGCAUCACGAUUUCUGGCACAGAGGAGCCCUUUGACCCCAUCGUCAUUUCUGGCCUCACUAAGAAAGGCCUGGCGGAGAGGACCGGGGCCAUCCAUAUAGGGGACCGAGUCCUGGCCAUCAAUGGGGUCAGUUUGAAGGGAAAGCCACUGAGCGAGGCCAUCCACCUCCUGCAGAUGGCCGGGGAGUCAGUCACCCUCAAGAUCAAAAAACAAGCAGACAAGUCUGAUGGUCGACCGCCUCCGGACAGAGAAGCUGGGUUUCUCAGUGAUCCAGAGGAUGAACUGAUGGACUCCCAUAAGAUGAGUAAACACUCUGAAGUCUAUUCUGCCACUGUUCCCAGUAUAGACUCUGCCAUGAGCUCUUGGGACAGCUCGGGGUUUGACGCAGGCUACAGCAGCCAAGGUACAUAUCUUCACAAAGCAUCUGAUAUAUUGCUCAAUCCAAAUGACUGGAGGCGCACGAAGCUCAGGAGCCACACAAGUUCAAGCUCUGCAGGUUUAGUCCACCACUCAGCGCUGUACGACGGGAGAUUCAGUGAGGAUGAGUGGGACAAGAUACCAGGAUUCAUCAGCCCCCCUCGUUGCCAUGGCACCCUAAACCAGGACGACAGUUUCUGGUCCCAGGCUCUGCAGGACCUCGAGACCUGCGGCCAAUCAGAGAUUCUCAGGGAGCUGGAGGCAUCCAUGACAGGUAGUGCGCUUAGUCUAUACCUAGAGGAGACCAAGACCAACGAAGACUUGAUGUUUCAGUCUGAAUUUAGUCCCAUUAAAAGAGAGGGAAUCAACCACACGGAGUCAAAGACUAAAAGCUGCUUGAACACAUCAACUGGAGCCAGAGAUGCAGCAGCCAGGGGCAGAGGGGACCUCUGCGACGGUUUGUCCAGUACGACUCUGGCACUGCACAAGGUGACCCUACGGAAAGACCUUGAGAGCCAUGACUUUGGUUUCAGUGUAUCUGACGGGCUCCUGGAGAAAGGGGUUUUUGUCAACAUGAUCCGUUCUGACGGCCCAGCUGAUCAGGCGGGUCUCAAGCCUUUCGACCGCAUUCUUCAGGUGAACCGUGUGAGAACCAGGGACUUGGACUGUUGUCUGACUGUGCCCCUAAUUAUGGAGGCUGGAGACAGUCUGGACUUGGUCAUUAGUAGGAAUCCACUGGCAGCAGCAGACACCGGGCUGCCUGACGACUGUGACGACCCCUCAAACUCACUGUUCUGCUUUCCCGGACACAUGACCAGCAGCAUCGCCCUGUGAUCGCAUAGAAAAAACACCAGUUCUGGGACACACACCAAACAUGUCACGCACGGUUUAGUUUGUCACAUUGUACCUCAGAGAGACCUUCACACUCAUGUUCAGCACGCUGAGCAUCCUCUCACAUGCACAAACACAAACCGCCACUCUCCACCCUCUGAAAGCAUUUGUCACUCACAAAGCUACGUGUUCACUGUUCCCUGUUUUAUGUACCAUUCAGUGGAGGCUCUGAAUCGCCCCACCUCCCUUCCUCCCCCACAACACCUUCCCUCUCCAGAGGCAAAGCCACAUGUAGUUAUAUAACAGGGGACUCAUGGCUUCUGACGGAGCCAGGAUGUCGACACACACACACACACACACACACACACACACACACACACACACACACACACACACACACACACACACGUCUCCGCUCUGGAGUGAGUCAAACGCUGCACGCACGUAGCCACUGCAUACAUUUACCUUCCUUUCCUAUAAGGGGAUUCAUGUUCUGAUUCAAAGAACAAAAAUCCAGUUGUGCAAAGUGGAUUUUUUUUCUUUGGGUUGAGCACAAAAGACUCUCAUGCAAUGUUCUAUAUGCAUAGAACACACAUGUCCACCCACCCAUAGAUGGAGGAGGGGGCUGAUGGACUGAGUUAUUUCAGCCAUGUCUUGGCUCACUGCCCUUGUUUCCAGUCUCUCCUCCACACUGCCUGCCCCACAGAGGGGACAGUGCCUCCAAAUAGACAGAAAGCUCCCAGCUACUUUCCAAGUAUCAUGAACUAUAAUUUAAAGCCCUUAUAUCUUCAUACCACAAAUGCUUUUAAAGACCCUCUAACCUUCCUGUUCCAAUUGUUUGGUUACUUUCCUUUUAAUCCACACACACAGAUUGUUUUCAGAUGCACGUUCUCCAAGUUUCUUCAUCACACCACAUUUGCAUACACAGCCUACAUUUUGAAGAGUUCACUUUCACUUUUUCACGUUUCACUUUCACUGUGAGUCUGAGGUUCUGUAUAUGGCAUUGCACCAGAAUAGUUAUUUUUUAUGGUUUGUGGUCUGUCGCUGAUUUUUCCUUAAAAGAAUCACAUCCUUUACGGAAGAGGAUGAAAUGCCUUUACAUUUUCAGUGAUGAACGAUUUCACCCUACAUCUGACUGGAUUGAUCAUCAGUGGGAUUCUAUAAGCAUGUUAAGCAUGCAUGAAUAGCUUUUCCUCAAAACAUAAAAAAAACACUGGAUUAGUCUCUGCACCAACUGGAUUUCUGUGAGAGUGCUUCCCCCUUUUUUACCAUGAAAUGGUGUUUUUAUAAAGCAUAUGUGUAACAAAUCUGGCGUGUCGAUCCAGCUGCCUCUCUGGAAAUAAAUACUAAUUUAGUAUCAUGUCUUGCCUGAUGUGAACAUGAGAGAUUGAUUGGUUUUAUUUAGAGCAGCCUCAGAGACUGGUUCAUCCUUCAAAUCUUAUUUCUGAAUCAUGUCUUUUAUUAAAUGUCUGUACUGAGGUCGAUUUUUGAGGUUUUAUAUUAAUUUUAUUUAUUGUACCCUUUUAUUUUACUGUAUAAUGUAUCAUGGUAUGCAGUGCUUUUUUAUUUUUAUUGAUCGUUCAUGCACAUACAGUGUAGUGUCUUCAUUUAAACUGUGAUACUGAAUGUGGAUGCACAUUUCUUUGGGUUGAUUUCCACAUCCUCCCCGAAUAUGUCAAGAAUCAAUUCGAAAGAACUUGAAAGAUUAAUUGGAUAUUAUUUUAUUUUUGUUAUUUAAUUUAUUAUAAACUAAGAAAUGUAUUUCUUUUUAUGGAAAUAAAAUUAUGAAACCAUAGACAGAUUUUUC